Molecule: messenger RNA, 5714 nt
Organism: Phycodurus eques (leafy seadragon)
Lineage: Eukaryota; Metazoa; Chordata; Actinopteri; Syngnathiformes; Syngnathidae
Gene: znf521
Product: zinc finger protein 521
Exons: 8
Coding region: 354-4517 (1387 amino acids)
Biological process (GO): regulation of transcription by RNA polymerase II
Cellular component (GO): nucleus
Molecular function (GO): DNA-binding transcription factor activity, RNA polymerase II-specific; RNA polymerase II transcription regulatory region sequence-specific DNA binding
Source: RefSeq, a predicted model, not a curated record
UGAUGUUGCUGGCGGUGGUGGCGGGGGGCGAGAAAAAAAGCAAAUAUUGCUCUUUCUAUUCCUGAGCGUGCACACGCGUGACAUUUUCACGGGGAAUGGCAGCGCGUGACGGAAGCACCGCCAGAUCCGCAUUCUCGCACUUUUGCCGGAGAAAUUGGACCUUUUAAAACGCGUCUCGUCUACCUGCUCAUCACAAAAAAACCAAAAAAACAAGACCUAAUAGUCCUCCAAAUACAUCGCGCGCCGGUGAUGGUAGCGAGGCAGCCGCGGUCGAGCCCACGCGCAUUUCGAGACGUUUUUUGCCACUGAGCCGUUUUACGCACAUUGUCAACUUCAGCGUUUUGCGUAGGAUCAUGUCGCGCCGCAAGCAAGCGAAGCCAAGAUCCCUCAAAGUAGAAGACAAUGUGACAGAGGAGCAGCAGCACCACAGUCCCGGGCACGCUGCCAUUCCGAGCGAUCCAGAGUGCGCCCCCGAGAGGGCGUCGGAGGACGCGGAGAGCGGGCGUCUGAGGAAGAAGAGGCUGCUCUCUCCCGAGGAAGUCGAGGAGGGAGAGGAGGACGACGAGGAGCCGGCGCUGCACAGCUGCGACAGCUGCCGGCAGGUGUUCGAGUCGCUGAGCGAUCUCACCGAACACAAGAUUAAUCAAUGCCAGCUGACAGACGGGGCAGACAUCGAGGACGACCCAUCAUGUUCUUGGCCAGCGUCAUCUCCCUCCAGUAAGGAUCAGACGUCUCCGGGACACUGCGAAGACUAUGAUUUCGGCGAGGACGAAGGGGGUCCGGGCCUGCCGUACCCGUGCCAAUUCUGCAACAAGUCUUUCAGCCGCCUGAGCUUCCUCAAACGUCACGAGCAGAGCCACGGCGACAAGCUUCCCUUCAGCUGCACCUUCUGCAGCCGUCUGUUCAAGCACAAGCGCAGCCGCGAUCGACACGUCAAGCUGCACACCGGUGACAAGAAGUACCACUGCGGUGAAUGCGACUCAGCCUUUUCCCGCAGCGAUCACCUGAAAAUCCACAUGAAAACUCACGCCUCCAACAAACCCCACAAGUGCCCCGUGUGCCGCCGAGGCUUCCUCUCGUCCAGCUCGCUGCACGGCCACAUGCAAGUGCACGAGCGGGGCAAAGAGGGCGGCGGCUCUAGCCUCUGUAGAGUUGACGACUGGAAGCUGAAAGAGACGCGCAAGUGCAGCCGUUGUGAGGAAGGCUUCGAUGUCCCAGAAGACCUCCAAAGGCACAUUGCCGAAUGCCACCCUGAGUGCUCCCCAUCAGAGGACGGAGGGCUGGGUGCCACCCUUCAGUGCAUCUACUGCCACGAGCCCUUCAGCGACGAAGGUGCGCUGCUGACCCACAUCGACCAGGCCCACAGCCGGGACCGGAAGAGCCACUCCUGUGCUAUCUGCUCCGAGCACUUUUUGUCUGUUGAAGACCUCUGUGCUCACAUGGACAUCCACCAGCUCCCUGAAUCUAGUAACCAUAGUAACAGCCCUUCUUUGCUGACUGUGGGCUACACUUCUGUCUCAAGCACCACUCCUGACUCAAACCUCUCCGUUGACAGCUCAACAAUGGUGGAAAUAGCGCCGCCUGUCCCCAAGACUCGGGGCAGGAGGAAGAGGGCUGCUCAUAACGCAUCGGACAUAGGGGGGCGGGCUGCCAAACAGCCAAAAGUUUGUUAUACUUGCAUGUACUGCAAUAAGCAAGUGUUCUCAAGUUUGGCUGUGCUUCAGAUUCACCUACGGACCAUGCAUCUGGACAAGCCGGAGCAGGCUCACACCUGCCAGUUUUGCUUGGAGGUGCUGCCCUCAUUAUUAAAUCUCAAUGAACAUCUGAAGCAGGUCCACAACGCUGAAGCCCUGCUGGCCGGCUUGCCUGACUCCCUCCUUCAGUGCAACUUCUGCCCCGAGAUACUGAGCGAUCUCAACGCCCUGCAGGAGCACAUCCGCUGUUCCCAUGGCUUUCCAAGUCCUGUGGCCAAGGAGAGCAAUGCCUUCUUCUGUCCCCAAUGCUUCAUGGGUUUCUUGACAGAGACGACCUUGGAAGAGCAUGUUCGUCAGACUCACUGCGACGGGGGUAGCCUGCGUUUCGACUCUCCUUUGGCUGUCACUCCCAAGGAGCCCAUUGUAGAGGUUUACUCCUGCUCGUACUGCACCAAUUCACCCAUAUUCAACAGUGUACUGAAGCUCAACAAGCACAUCAAGGAGAAUCAUAAGAACAUUCCCCUUGCACUCAACUACAUCAAUAAUGGAAAGAAGACGUUGCAUGCUCUCAGCCCCUCGUCUCCAAUAACGGUAGAGCAAGCGUCCAUGCUCAAGCAUGGCGGCUCCGCCGCACGCUCUUCCGGCGAGUUCCUAUGUAACCAGUGUGGGGCCAAGUAUACAAACUUAGAUCUUUUCCAGACUCACCUGAAGACUCACCUAGAUGGCCUGCAGCCUCAACUCACCUGCCCGCAGUGCAACAAAGAGUUCCCCAACCAGGAGUCCCUGCUGAAGCAUGUCACCAUUCACUUCACAAUCACCUCCACAUAUUACAUCUGCGAGAGUUGUGACAAACAGUUCACGUCUGUGGAUGACCUGCAGAAGCACCUGCUUGACAUGCACACCUUUGUGUUUUUUCGUUGCACUCUGUGUCAGGAGGUUUUUGACUCAAAGGUUUCUACCCAACUCCACUUAGCUGUGAAGCACAGCAAUGAGAAGAAGGUGUAUCGCUGCACCUCCUGUAACUGGGAUUUCAGGCACGAAACAGACCUGCAGUUACAUGUCAAACACAGCCACCUGGAAAACCAAGGCCGUGCCCAUCGUUGCAUCUUCUGCGGGGAAUCAUUUGGGACGGAGGUGGAGCUGCAGUGUCACAUCACCACCCACAGCAAGAAGUACAACUGCCGCUUCUGCAGCAAGGCCUUCCACGCGAUCGUGCUGUUGGAGAAACAUUUGCGGGAGAAACAUUGCGUCUUCGAGGGAAAGGCACAGAACUGCGGUGCUAACGGCUCGGCAUUAAGCGGGGCGGAUGGCCAUCCGAAAGAUGAAGCGGAGUUGCAAGGUCUUCUGACCAACAGCCACGGUACAGGGACCACAGUAGGAUCAGCAGUGGAGUCCCAGAACAGCCAUGAUGGAAGCGAGGAGGAGGUGGAAUCUGCAGAGCCCAUGUAUAGCUGUGACAUCUGUGGGGCCUCCUACACAAUGGAGUCACUUCUCACCAAUCACCAGCUGAGGGACCACAACAUUCGCCCCGGUGAGAGCGCCAUGAUGAAAAGGAAAGCUGAAAUGAUCAAAGGAAACCACAAGUGCAAUGUAUGCUCUCGCACCUUCUUCUCUGAGGCUGGUCUAAGGGAACAUAUGCAGACCCACCUCGGGCCCGUCAAGCACUACAUGUGUCCCAUCUGCGGGGAGCGUUUCCCCUCUUUGCUCACUCUGACGGAACACAAGGUCACCCACAGCAAAAGUCUCGAUACGGGCAGCUGCCGCAUGUGUAAGAUGCCUCUCCAUAGUGAGGAGGACUUCCUGGAGCACUGUCAGAUGCACCCUGACUUGAGGAAUUCGCUGACGGGUUUCCGGUGCGUGGUGUGCAUGCAGACAGUCACCUCCACAUUGGAGCUGAAGAUCCACGGGACCUUCCACAUGCAAAAAACAGGGACCAUGUCCGCAAACCAAUCCAUUGGGCGCGGCAACGCUAUCGCUCACACCCAGCAGCUACAUAACGUCCAAAAACCUUUCAAGUGCGCCUCCUGCUUGAAAGAUUUCCGUUCAAAGCAGGACCUGGUCAAGCUGGACAUCAACGGCCUGCCUUAUGGACUUUGCGCAUCUUGUGUGGCCAGCGCUGGUUCGAAGAGCUCCAGCCCGACGAUGAAUGGAGGCAGACAACAGCAGCAACAGGGAGGUCCCGCCACUCCAGCGCCGAACGCUGCUCAAUGGAUCCAAGGAGAGAGUCUCAGCCCGGGCGAGGGGAAAAGCAAAACCGUCUCCUCAUCGUCCUCGUCCUCGUCGACAUCCUCAACUGCGGCCACGAAGACACGGUGCUCGACCUGCAACGUGAAGUUCGAGUCCGAGGCAGAAUUGCAUAACCAUGUCCAGACGCUGCAUGCGGGGGACAGCGGCAGUGGACAGCUAAAGACGCCUCAGAUGUCCCCUAUGCCCAGAUCCAGUCCAUCGCAAACUGAGGAGAAGAAGACGUACCAGUGCAUCAAAUGUCAGAUGGUGUUCUACAGUGAAUGGGACAUCCAAGUUCAUGUGGCCAACCAUAUGCUCGAAGAGGGCUUGAACCACGAAUGCAAACUGUGCAGUCAGUCGUUCGACUCGCCGGCCAAGCUUCAGUGCCAUCUGAUCGAGCACAGCUUCGAGGGGAUGGGCGGAACCUUCAAGUGUCCUGUGUGCUUCACAGUGUUUGUGCAGGCCAACAAGCUUCAGCAGCACAUCUUCUCCGCUCACGGGCAGGAGGAUAAGAUCUACGACUGCUCGCAGUGUCCUCAGAAGUUCUUCUUCCAGACGGAAUUACAGAACCACACGUUGACUCAGCACAGCAGCUAACGCGGCUCAGAUGACCGCCGACGACGACAGAACGGACGACGUGACGCAGAGAACACAGCCCGAGCGCCAAUUAUGGCCAGCGCGCCGUCCCGCUCGCUGUCUCGCUUAAAGGAUUCAGCGGCGUGGAGACGAAGCGACGCCACUGCGAGCAAGAAAAAAAGAAAAAAGACAAAGACCGGCAAGAAAAUAAAGACGUUAGCAGGGGGACCACAAAAUGACAUUGCCCAUUGUUUACGAAAAAAAAUGUGCUUGUACAUAGACUUCUUCAUGUGUUGCUUAACUACAGCUAUAUUGCAAUCUUAUACAGUAUUUGCCAAUGUACAGUUUAACGUUUAUCUGUAAAAAAAAAAAAAAAGCAACAACAACAAAAAAGUCAAUCAGCUUCAAUUGGACUUAAAAAGGAGAAAAGAAGGUUCAGCGGCAUGUCGCUGCGCAUCCCGCGUCAAUCAUGAGGAUGAGAUGAACAAGGCUUCUUCUUCAGAAGCAAAGCGGGAAAGGAUGCCGACAUAUGCAAACGCGUCGAGACACAUUUGCGGAAGGUGAGGUCCUCGCCGUCCCGAACGGAGGCGUGAAAACAUUCCCACGUGGCUCCGAGAGCAUGGGGACGUCUCCAGCCCGCUGACUCAACCUGUACAUUUCUACUCUUGAUGUUUACUGCUCAUUGAAGCCUGGAGAUGACUGGAUUUUAUUAUUAUUAUUUUUUUAUGUUUUGUUAUCUCUACAUUUGUGUUCAACAAGGGAGUGAGAAUCAAUUCAAAUUUGGGUUUUAUGAUCGGGAAUACCGUUUUAUCCUGUAUUAGGGACGUACUCUAUUUAGUCCCUGGCUCUCCUGGAGAGUGGCCGACAUCGUUCGUCCCCCUCUGUGUCUUCUUCGCAGUGUCGUUGCCCUCCGCUCCAGCUGGAAGCCGCCGUGGCAACACACUUUAAAAACAACAACAACAUUGGGUUGUGUAGACGUUUUGCAUUCAUUGAAACUGAGAUGCACUUUUGUAUGAAACUUUAAUGUUUUGACAUUUUGACUCGAGAAUCGUUCGUACGCCGUUUACAGGAAAUCUCCGGCUAAAUCUCCCCGCAGCAAGACGACAGUUAUUGCCAAUGUUACUCAAAAGUAUUGUACAAAUAAGGAGCUUUGUAUUUCAGCAGAGCUAUUUUUUUGUGUUGCACAUGUGAUGGAAAUAUUAAAAAGUAUGAGGAAAA